AUGUACUGGGCUGGGGUUAUCACAGUGGUCCUUCUCUGCGCUUGCUUAUAUCUUAUAGGGUCUAUCCUCACUCCCCUUCUACGGGCCAAGCCCGUCUCCAACUCCGGCUUCUCCCCUUCGCAGCUCCAAAAGCUCCCCUCCAUCAUCACCGUAAAAGGCCUUUUCAUGGGCUUCAAAUGCGCCAUCUGCCUCGACGGCAUCGCCACCGACCAACCCGCUCGACUGGUUUCCUGUUGCAACCACGCCUUCCAUGUGGAAUGCGCUGACACAUGGCUCUUCAAGCACUCUACGUGCCCUCUCUGCAGAGCCAAACUCGACCUCAUACUGCUUUUCUCUUGA
Messenger RNA from Vigna radiata var. radiata (mung bean), 339 nucleotides. RefSeq names its product E3 ubiquitin-protein ligase ATL23-like. The transcript has a single exon. The record is from RefSeq and is a predicted model, not a curated record. The coding region runs from base 1 to 339 and encodes 112 amino acids. NCBI's taxonomy places the organism in Eukaryota, Viridiplantae, Streptophyta, Magnoliopsida, Fabales, Fabaceae.